Nematolebias whitei (Rio pearlfish) is the source of this 1815-nucleotide messenger RNA. It is a transcript of the gene slc25a51b, whose product is annotated as solute carrier family 25 member 51b. Lineage: Eukaryota; Metazoa; Chordata; Actinopteri; Cyprinodontiformes; Rivulidae. The transcript is spliced from 2 exons. Bases 9 to 1106 code for a protein of 365 amino acids. The record is from RefSeq and is a predicted model, not a curated record.
GCUGUUUGAUGGUGGAGCUCCAGACACGACCUACAGCAUUGGCCCAAAAUAUCCUGCAAAAAACAACACUUUAUCUGUCCAGAAACAGGACAGCAACAGACUUGUGUACCCUGCAGCCGUUCGCAGAACGUUUAUUAUGUUGGAGGAUCAGACCGUGCACUGAGCCUCCCAUGGCUGUCAGCACCAUGGACUCCGAGUCAGCCCGGACACCUCAACCCCAAGAUGCCCUGACAAAAGGACGCCCUUCCCUGCUGCCUGCUGGGAUUCUGAGUACCAAGUUGGGUCCUCAAGGGAAACACUAUGUCUGUGGUUCCAUCGCAGCUUUCACUAAUAUCGUGAUCACCUUCCCCAUUCAGAAGGUGCUCUUCCGACAGCAGCUGCAUGGCGUGCUGGUCACUGAGGCGGUGCAACAGCUCCAAAGGGAUGGGCUGAGGAAUCUUUAUCGGGGCCUACUCCCCCCACUUCUUCAGAAGAGCUCUACCGUGGCCAUCAUGUUUGGCCUUUACGAGGACUUCUCUAGAGUGUUACUUGACCGUGCAGGGGGCAGCGGAGUGCCAGUACUCGUCACGAGAAGCUUUGCCGCAGCUUUGGCAGGAACUGCAGAAGCUAUCCUCACACCGUUUGAGCGCGUGCAGACGCUCCUCCAAGACCACCGGCACCACGGGCGCUUCAACAACACAGUCCACACUUUCCGGACACUUCUAACAGAGUACGGCGUCACAGAGUGUUACCGUGGCCUCGUCCCCAUCCUCCUGCGUAACGGCCCUAGCAACAUACUCUUCUUUGGGCUACGGGGGCCGAUUAAAGAGAUGCUGCCAGAGGCUACCAACAAGCCGGGUCACUUGGUUAAUGAUUUUGUGUGUGGGGGAGUGUUGGGGGCAGGUCUCGGCAUUCUGUUUUACCCGCUAAACGUGGUGAAAUCCCGAGCUCAGUCUCAGGUGGGCGGAGCCUUUCAGCCGUGCAGGAUAGUGUUGUUAACAGUGUGGAGAGAGAGGGGUGGCAGCGUGGCCAAGCUUUUCAGAGGGGCCCAUCUCAACUACCAUCGGUCACUCAUCUCCUGGGGGAUCAUCAACGCCACCUACGAGUUCUUGCUGAAGCUACUAUAAAAGCAGGAGUUGAUCAAAAAAUAACUAAAGUUGUGAUAAAGAGAAAGUGUUUAAAGGGACCGUUGAUGUACUGUUUAGAAAGAGAGGUCGCAGAGUGAAGUCUGGCACUGUUAGCUGGACCAUGUACAAGAAGGUGCACGUCUGCCAGAGGCCAGACGUUUGUAAGAUAAUCACCUGCCAUUGUUCCUUUUCAUUGUCACUGUAUUUUAACCAAGGCACACACGAGUCUGUUCAAAUCUUGUAGGGUCCAAAUGAUAAACCCUCGUUUGCUAACGUGCACCAAAAGUUGGAAUAGCAUCUUUGUUUUGUUCGUUUUUUUACAGAUUCAAGCAAAAAUUGCCUGAUUUGAUGAAGUGUUUUUAUGUUUAUGUGCUGUGGUGUUUACAAAAAAAAAGACAUCCACCAGUUUAGCAGACCAAAAGCACUUUCUCUGUUGGGCCUAAAUUCUGCUGCUUUUGUGCUUUUCACCAUCAAAGAUCAACCGACACACACUCGACCUCUUUUACUUCUCGCCUCCACUUACUGGGAGCACGAGCUGAAGAGAUAAGACGACAAAUGCCGAAGAAAUUGUUCAAAUGAAGCUUCCGGAAACGCUAUGGAAAAAUGUAUCAAUCAAACCAAAAACGUAAACGUCAGGGUUAAACAAUGUUAUUGUCACACGUGUUCGUGUGAAACAUAGAUGCAGUUUGUCGUGACAUAGUUUGUCAAG